Messenger RNA from Sorex araneus (European shrew), 7540 nucleotides. RefSeq names its product ArfGAP with GTPase domain, ankyrin repeat and PH domain 1 (gene AGAP1). Gene Ontology annotation, cellular component: nucleus. Lineage: Eukaryota; Metazoa; Chordata; Mammalia; Eulipotyphla; Soricidae. The transcript is spliced from 20 exons. The record is from RefSeq and is a predicted model, not a curated record. Gene Ontology annotation, molecular function: GTP binding; protein binding; GTPase activator activity. The coding region runs from base 113 to 3445 and encodes 1110 amino acids.
UGCCCGCGCCGGCGGCCCCGCGCCUGAGCCGGCCCAUGGCCCCGCGCCCCGCGCGCCCGCGGCCCCCGCCGGCACGGACCUGCUGGACGGCGCCGGCCGGCCCGCCGACGCCAUGCAGCGUGGGACGGCGCCCCGCAGGACGGUCUACCGCAUCUCCGUGACCAUGGUCAGCAAGGAGCCGCUGGCCGCGCCGCGCCCGGCCCGCCCGCCGCGGCCCGCGCGCUCCCCCGACGCGCCCGGCCGGCUGCCCGAGGAGGCCGAGGAGGCCGCGGGGGGCGCGGGGGGUGGCGGCCCGCCCGCCUGGCCCCCGCGCACCUUCCGCACGCGCAGCACCGGGCAGCUGGAGCUGGGCCGCCUGCGGCCGUGCGCGCGCAGCCCCGAGCCCGCGCCCGAGCGGACGGUCAGCCCCGACGGGGAGGCCCCGCUGCGCCGCAGCCGGAGCGCCCGGCUCGGGCGCGAGCCCCACGCGGCCCCGGACCCCGACCCGGACCCGGACCCGGACGCGGACGCGGGCGCGGGCGGCGGGCGGCGCCGCGGCAGCUCGGGGGGCCCGGCCUGGCGCGCGCCGCGCGGCGAGCCCCAGCCCGAGCCCGGGGCCGCCCCCGACCCCGCGGGCCCCGCGGAGAAGCGCAACACCCUGGACGUGGGCGAGGUGCUGAGCCAGAGCGAGGCGCUCUCGGGGCUGGAGCGCUGGCGGCGCAGCCAGAGCAGGAACCGCACGCUGGACAACAGCGACCUGCAGCGGCUGGAGCGCGCGCGCGCCGCGUCCGAGCACCGCCUGCUGCGCUUCCUCAGCGGCAUCUUCGCGCGCAGGGACGGCGCGCCCGGCGGGCCCGGGCCCCGCGGCGCCAGCUCCCGGCCCCGCGCCUACUUCAGCAGCCUGCGGCGGCCCCCGGCCGACGCGCACUCGUCCAGCGCCGAGAGCAUCGAUGGGUCGCCGCGCAGAGACGCCUUUGUGAACAGCCAGGAAUGGACGCUGAGCCGCUCGGUCCCGGAGCUCAAAGUGGGGAUCGUGGGUAACCUGGCCAGCGGGAAGUCGGCCCUGGUGCACCGGUACCUGACGGGCACCUACGUCCAGGAAGAGUCUCCGGAAGAUAUGGACGCAGGUGGGCGCUUCAAGAAGGAGAUCGUGGUGGACGGACAGAGCUACCUGCUGCUGAUUCGGGACGAAGGGGGACCCCCGGAAGCACAGUUCGCCAUGUGGGUGGACGCCGUCAUCUUCGUCUUCAGCCUGGAGGACGAGAUCAGCUUCCAGACCGUGUACCACUACUACAGCCGCAUGGCCAACUUCCGGAACACCAGCGACAUCCCCCUGGUCCUGGUGGGCACCCAGGACGCCAUCAGCUCCAACAACCCGCGGGUCAUCGACGACUCCCGCGCACGCAAGCUCUCCAGCGACCUGAAGCGCUGCACCUACUACGAGACGUGUGCCACGUACGGGCUCAACGUGGAGCGCGUCUUCCAGGACGUGGCUCAGAAGAUCGUCGCCACCAGAAAGAAGCAGCAGCUGUCCAUCGGGCCCUGCAAGUCUCUGCCCAAUUCCCCCAGCCACUCGGCCGUGUGCUCCGCCCAGGUGUCUGCCGUGCACGUCAGCCAGACGAGCAACGGCGGCGGCAGCCUGAGCGACUACUCGUCGUCGGUGCCAUCCACGCCCAGCACCAGCCAGAAGGAGCUGCGCAUCGACGUCCCGCCCACGGCCAGCACGCCCACGCCUGUGCGCAAGCAGUCCAAGCGCCGCUCCAACCUCUUCACGUCUCGGAAAGGGAGUGACCCAGACAAAGAGAAGAAAGGCCUGGAGGGCCGGGCGGACAGCAUCGGGAGCGGCCGAGCCAUCCCAAUUAAGCAGGGCAUGCUGCUGAAGCGGAGCGGCAAGUCUCUGAACAAGGAGUGGAAGAAGAAGUACGUCACCCUCUGCGACAACGGGGUGCUCACCUACCACCCCAGCCUGCAUGACUACAUGCAGAACGUCCACGGGAAGGAGAUUGACCUGCUGAGGACGACGGUGAAGGUCCCGGGGAAGCGGCCCCCGCGCGCCACGUCGGCCUGUGCGCCCAUCUCCAGCCCCAAAACCAAUGGGCUGGCCAAGGACAUGAGCAGUUUGCACAUCUCGCCCAAUUCAGGGAAUGUCACUAGCGCAUCAGGGGCGCAGCUGGCCAGCGGCAUCAGCCUGGUGUCCUUCAACAGCCGACCAGACGGCAUGCAGCAGAGGUCCUACUCCGUGUCCAGCGCUGACCAGUGGAGCGAGGCCACGGUCAUUGCCAACUCAGCCCUCAGCAGCGACACGGGGCUGGGAGAGUCCCUGUGCUCCAGCCCCAGCGUUUCCAGCACCACCAGCCCCAAGCUCGACCCGCCCCCGUCCCCCCACGCCAACAGAAAGAAGCACCGGAGGAAGAAAAGCACCAGCAACUUCAAAGCCGACGGUCUCUCGGGCACAGCCGAAGCCAAACGCAAGGCCUGGAAGCUGAACCGUGUUGGCAGCCUGCGAAACAUAUACAGCAGCAGCGCCAACACCGAAGAGCAAGAGGAGAACUUCGAGCUCAUCAUCGUCUCCCUGACGGGCCAGACGUGGCACUUUGAAGCCACCACGUACGAGGAGCGAGACGCGUGGGUGCAGGCCAUCGAGGGCCAGAUCCUCGCCAGCCUGCAGUCCUGCGAGAGCAGCAAGAACAAGUCCCGACUCACCAGCCAGACGGAGGCCAUGGCCUUGCAGUCCAUCCGGAACGUCCGAGGCAACAACCGCUGCGUGGACUGUGACGCCCAGAAUCCCAACUGGGCCAGCCUGAACCUGGGGGCCCUCAUGUGCAUCGAGUGCUCGGGCAUCCACCGGAACCUGGGCACCCACCUCUCGCGCGUGCGCUCCCUGGACCUGGACGACUGGCCCAUGGAGCUCAUCCGGGUGCUGUCGGCCGUCGGGAACGAGCUGGCCAACAGCGUGUGGGAAGACAGCGGUCAGGGCCGCAUGAAGCCGGCGCUCGACUCCACCAGGGAGGAGAAGGAGCGCUGGAUCCGGGCCAAGUACGAGCAGAAGCUGUUCCUGGCGCCGCUGCCCUGCUCGGAGCUGAGCCUGGGCCAGCACCUGCUGCGGGCCACGGCCGACGAGGACCUGCGCACCGUCAUCCUGCUGCUGGCGCACGGCUCCCGCGAGGAGGUCAACGAGACGUGCGGGGAGGCGGACGGGCGCACGGCGCUGCACCUGGCCUGCAGGAAGGGCAACGUGGUCCUGGCGCAGCUGCUCAUCUGGUACGGGGUUGACGUCAUGGCCCGCGACGCGCACGGGAACACGGCGCUGGCCUACGCGCGGCAGGCGGGCAGCCAGGAGUGCGUGGACGUCCUGCUGCAGUACGGCUGCCCCGACGAGCGCUUCGUGCUCAUGGCCACCCCCAACCUCUCCCGGAAGAACAACAACCGCAACAACAGCAGCGCGAGGGUCCCCACCAUCAUCUGACCCGGGCGGGCGCCCGGCCACGCCCCCGCCCGUCCCUCACCGCGCUCCUCCCCCGCCUCCCCAGGGAACCCACGGCCAGGCCGCCGGUCCUCGCGGGGCGCGGAGAGCAGCAGCCGGGUGGCUGCAGGACGGACUCCACACCCCCAGACCCUGGGGGGCCACGCAGGGACCCCCCCACGGGGUCGUCGUCGAUAGCACACGGCGGCGGCGGCAGCGACAGCAGCGACGCGCCCCGAGACAGCUCAGCACAAGGGGACGAGAAGGGGGAGGGGGGAGGAGCAAGCAGAGGAAGGGGUGAGGCCCCCCGAACCGGCGGCGAAGCACACGGGCGCUCUCACCUCACCUCGCGUUCCGCCCGGGUCUCGUCUCCCCGCCAGGAGCCUGACGGCAUAAAUCAGGAGCAAGCAGAGUUUGUCAGGUCUGAAGCUCCUAUGAUGGUGUGUGUCAAAUCAGUUGUAGCUAAUCUGUCCGCGGAGAGUAGCGGCUUCAUUACACUCCGUGGCUGAGCUCUUCCCGCAUUACCGCUGUUUAAUAGAACAUGAUUAGUCAUCACGGAAGGAAGCGUAUUAGGCGAGGAGCUAGUCACGCCGCACGCUCCGCUGGCCGCGGGAUGUGAUUGCGCGGCUCGGAGAAGCACCAUAUUAUCCCAGACAUGUUCUGGCGAGCCCUCGGAGCCCUCCUUUCUAAAUUCACUGUCAUAAUUUAGUAUCUGUUUAAUUUUUCAGUCCAAAGAGAGGAGAUGAGCUCCCAAGUGUUAUUUGACGCCCGUCUCCUUGGUGCAAAGAGAGGAGGGAAAAAAAAAAAAAGAAAGGAAACGAUAAAUAAGAGUGCGUGGGAAAUUUCAAAGGGGCGCGCUCAGAGGACGUUCCCUACGCCCAGUGAGCCCCGACGGCUCUUUCUCCCCAACGCAAGAGAGACGGUAUUUCCUUUGGGUCCAAGGACACCCUGGGUCUCUGUCCCCCUGGGACCCCCACAGCCCAAAUCACACAGGCUCCUGUAUUAUGUCUUUAGAUAAAAUGUGUGAAAAUCUAUUUGAAUAAAAGAAGUUCAUAAAUAUGCAUUGAUUUUUGUACAGACAAAUGGCACCUCUGUUAAUUUAUAAAUUGAACUGGAUGUGAACUAAUAAUGUGCAACUAGUUGAGAUAAAGGGUUACAGAUCAUUGUACAUGGAAAAUAUUCCCAGCAGUAAACACUUCCAUUAAUGUGAUCUACAGCUUCGGAGAGGAACAUAUCAGAGCAAGAUGGUGGCACAAUUUGCUUAUUAAAAUUGAGAAAGAGGAAAAAAAUAGACACGGGGCGUUCUGGAGGGGAGGGGAGAGGCGAGUGGUUUCUCAUUAUCGAGAGCGGGACUGGGUCGGGCCCCGCAGCCGUCAGCGCCCGGCUGCAGGGGGGUGUGCAGUGGCCCGGCCCCUGGCGGGGGGGGGGGGGGGGGCGGGCUUGGCAAAGACCAGGACGUGCUGCUGGGGCGCAGGGCCCGCGGUGGCCCGGCCUGUGUCCCGGGAGCCAGCCCGACUGAGCAGCCGCCACACCACAUCCUGCGGGCCGGGCGUCCUGUUCUCCUCAAGCAAGGAGACGCCCCAGAGGGCGGGGCUGGCCAGUGUCCCCCGCGCCCGGCGGGUGCUCGGAUCUGGGGCUCCCAUGAGUCCGAGCUCCCUGCCCCUGCCCGGGGUGCAUUUGUGUUCCAUCGCUGUGCAGUUCCCCAGCCCUGGGCGGCGCCCGGCCGUGUAUAUGAGCGUGUACAUAUUGUUAUACGUGUGUAUAAUAGACUAUUUUCCCAAGCGACUUAUUUUUCACUUCACCUUCACCCCGGAGCCUGGCUUUCCUCCUUCCCCCCGCCAAGCAGCCUCAUCCCACUGCUCCGAGCCUCGAGCCCAGGGUCCGGGCAGGAGGAGGUGGAAGAGGGUCUCCCCGUUUCUGUGAAAACCAAGGCCACUCACGGGUGAAGCCCCUCGGAGCGGGGUUGCUCCAGCGGGGCUGAACGUGGGACCCGUGACCUUCCUCCCUGGGGAAGCCCCCGAGAGCCUGGCGUGGGGGUCGCGAGAGGGGCGGGGCCUGGGGCUGUGUGCAGAGCUGCAGGCCGCGAGGGGCAUGUCUGACAUCAGGGUGCCCUCGCGCGAGCCCGGGGCCGGACACGUGGGGAGUGAGUCACGUAAGGACACACGUGCAGAGCCGGAGCCAGAACACGGCCCUCCACACCUGCCCCCGGGCACUGUGCCGGGGCCUGGAUGACACCCGCCAUCCCCCUCCCUGAGGUGCUGGAGAGGGACACGGGGCCCUGCCUGCGGGGAGCACGAGCUCCCCAACAGAGCCGCUGUCCCCCCGUGCGGGAGUCCCCCCGUCCCCGAGACCAGCCCCGCGUCCACCCCGGCUCUGCACAGUGCCCAUGCAGGCCCCACCCUUGCCUCUCCCUUUUGAGAUGGGGGUGCCGCAGCAUCCCCCCGCCCCAAUCCCCGCUGACAGCUGCCAGGGGCCUGGUACACCCAUCCCCUCAAGCCUUCCUCCUUGGGGUUUAGAAUGUUCUGGAAGCUCCUGACCCAGGGAAGCCUUGGUGCUAGGAGAGGUUGGUGGCUCCCAGCAGCCCCAGAGACGUUUGGAAAAGCUGGUCGGGAUCUCCUGGGGCUGUCCCGCCGCUUCCCUCCCUCGGCCCCAGAGCCAGAAACCCCCAGGCUGUGUCUGUCCCCGGAGGGGCGUCCGUCUGGCUGCCGGGUGGGACCUUCUCCAGGUGCCUCAACCCCGUGAGAUGACAGGGGAGGCACGUGCUCACAGGACCCCUCCCCGCUCAGCAGGAGGGCGCAGAGGAAGGGGGACCCCAGGCCCCCUUGGUCUCCCUCGAGGUGGGGGCUGCUUUAUGAACAGAUGAGCCUUGGGCCAGUUGAAAUCAGAGCGGGGGGAGAUAGACCCUCAAACACCCGGGUUCCGGAAUUAUUUUGGACCCGCGGCCCAGGGCCAGCUGAGCCCGCCCUGCCCCGCCCCCCGCAGCACUCCCGAGGGUCUCACUCGCCAGCCCGGGGGUUGGCUUACAGCUUUGGGGUCUGGGCCUGCCCAGGGGUCCCUGCCAGAAGGGCACUGGGUUCAGCCAUGAUGGAAUAUUUCAGCUCGGCAUAAGCCCAGGGGAGACCCUCGCCCCAGGCCCCUGUGGCCACGGGUGAGGGGGUCUGGGUGUGAGGGGGCGGGUGGGGUGGGGGACCCCCAGGGGCAGCUUGAGGCCAGCCCCCACGGUGCCCCGGGCUUCCUGGCAGACUCACGACCCUUGGGGGGCAGGAUGUCGCCCCCAUACCACCCAGGAACUCAUGGGAGGUGGCAGUGUCGGGCUCCACGGGGCAGGGGGUUCCCCCACCCCCCAGUGACCCACCUCAGGCAAAGGCGCCAGUGGGCAGCCGGCCAGAGCACCCCUCUCCGCUCUGCACCCGCAUUCCCCACCCACCAGGCACACUCGGUCCUGCUGGCUCUUCGGGCCGGAGGUCAUGCCUCUAUCCCCAGCAGGACCCGCCUCCCCGCCCAGGCUCCCUCCUGGGGGUCCAUGGGACAUGGCACGAAGUGACCGGGGCACCCGCAUCAGCUUCCCAGAGGCCGAGUUCCAUCCGCCCACCGGGACCACAGGUCAGCUCCGACCUGAGCCCUGAGCCCCCCCACGCCGGAGCCCGUGUCUGGCACAGGCCGGCUUCUCCCGGCGGACCCCCACCCAGCCGCACCCCGAGGCCACUGUCCCGCAGGCCCAUCCGUGGCCUUGAAUGUGGGGUGUGUUUCGGGCGGGCGGGGGCGGCGUGUCAGGGGACGGGGACCCUCCGUGUGUGUCGGUAAAGACCCGUGUAGGACACUGGGGCAUGGCCCGCGUCGGCGCGCACAUUUAAUUUUAUUUGGGGGGAUUGUUUUCUAUUACCUCGUUCAGCAAGUUUAUGUCCCCCGUGACUCACCGAGGCUUUAUUUAUAUUGUUUGUACUGUAACUAAAAGCGGUGACAGACAUUUCACUUGGCUUGUUCCUCCCCACGACCUUGUUUGGAUUCGCUAUGCCAGUUUGUACUCCUGCCCUGGGGUUCGCUGUACAGUGUUCGGCAGGGAAGGCGGGAGGCUUUCUAAUAAAGAGGUGAACUGGA